Lagopus leucura (white-tailed ptarmigan) is the source of this 7960-nucleotide messenger RNA. RefSeq names its product ataxin 1 (gene ATXN1). Gene Ontology annotation, molecular function: protein binding; RNA binding. NCBI's taxonomy places the organism in Eukaryota, Metazoa, Chordata, Aves, Galliformes, Phasianidae. The record is from RefSeq and is a predicted model, not a curated record. Gene Ontology annotation, biological process: nervous system development; negative regulation of transcription by RNA polymerase II. Gene Ontology annotation, cellular component: nucleus.
CCGUGACAUUACCGGUGGGAAUGCCCGGUGCUGCGUGACUGAGCAAGGAGCUGUGUGUUGGGGGACGGCUGGCUUCCUGCUCCCUCGGUUAAAAAAAAAACCGAGGGGCGUACGAUAUAAAGAUUUUCUUAUCGGCAAACAACUCGUUGCUGGUAUUCCGAUUUAUUUUAUUUCGCAUUGGUGCUCGUUGAAAUACAGCAGAGUAAUAGAGUGGGAAACUUUCCGCCUCAGACAGCGUAACGCCGUGACAGAGCAGGCAGUGCAGCUCCGCGCUGCGUGCCGCCCUCCGGGAGCGCUGAACUGAAGAUCUCAUGCCGGCCUUCCCCCCCCGCUGCCUGCACACAGGCGCCCAAUCUGGUGCUCGAUCCUAAUGCCGUGGGCCUGGAGCGGCUCCAGGGGCUGCUUGUGAGCCGCGCACACGGUGUGUAUCUGGGGUAGCUCCGCUUGUUGGACCGCGGCCAGGCACAGAGCAGAGUAGCAGAGCUCAGGCGCUGAUCCGCUGCCUGAGCCAUCGUUUUCCCAAUAUCUUUCUACGGCAAAAAGCACCGUGGGAGUUUUGCCCCCUGGAGGAGCCGCGUUAGCCACGUGCAAGAGCGGUGAAUGACUCCCAUUGCUAACCGCACGUGCAUCCACGCUGCUACAGAGCGCAGCCCGGAGCGUUGCACAUCUCGGUGGGGAGAAGUUGCCGGCGCCAUGCAGCACCGGAGCUCUCAGGCAGCCCGUGGGCUGUGCUGACCGGCCCUCUGUGCCCGGGGCUCGAUCCUAAUGCCUGCCUUUGGUGGGAACGGCCUUCCUCUGCGUGCCGAGGGGGCUGGAAGGAGGGCAGCCCGUGGAGAGGAGUGGUAGCAGAAGGUGAGUGCUCACAGCACGGCUGCUGUCGAGCUGCCACUGCGUGCCUGGUGUUGCUGGUGACGUGCUCCAUGGAGAGGCAGUUCACCGUGUGACAGAGCACAGCAAAACAGUUACUUCGAAAAGGCCGUUUGUGUGUAGUUAAGAGACUUCCUGCAAGUACAAGAUGCAGCUCUUCUCCCUGGCCUGGUCUGAUUUACUUAGAGAGGCUGAAGGAACUGGUCUUGUUUUAAGAGACAUUUACAAGAGGCCUGGAAUUUCACUUCACCAACAUUUUUAUGUAAUAGAUCCAGUGGCCUAGUUUCAUCUUAAUUAAGAAAAUAGACGUUAAAUGUGCUCACCUGAAAAGCAACUGCUGAUUUAAACAUUAGGAUGUGAAAGUAAUGGUCUCAAUGCCAUGCCUAGCAGAGCAAAACGAAGGCUUAGUUCUCCCCGUGCUGAAGUUCAGCAGCACGUCUGAGUAGAGGGCAGCGAGGACUGUCGUUGUCAUUGCUGGUGCGGCGCUGGCUUUUGUUGUGGUGUGCUAAUUGAGGGGAAACGCGAUGAAGAACUGCAGCGGGGCUUAAAGCAAACGCGUGUCAGAAUGGCGAGGGGCUGCGGCGCUGGCUGGGUGCAGGGCUGUGCGGCAGGGCUGCCUGGUGGGCACACUAGGCUGGGUGGGGACUGCACAGGUACGGUCUGGGCGCUCUGCACGGCUCGGGUGGCAGAUGGAGCUGUAGGUCUCCUCGGAGGUACGGUACCGACUGCUGUAACAAAUACCAACACAAUUAGCUGAAGAGGCAGCAGUCUGACAGGCUUGGCACAGUCACGCCGCAGGCCGAGCCAGACGGGCGAGCAAUACAAGCUGUGAAUUUAUUGUUGACCCCUGCAGGACAGUGACCACCUUCACCGUCAUCUUUGCCGUACAGAGAUGCUCUGUCAGUAAGAUCCUGGAUCCCAGGAAAGAGUUUUAAUGCGAAGCAUCAGAAAAAAACCACUGCAGCAUCUCAUGUGAGAGAGGGGAGAGAAGAAAGGAGGCUUGUGCAGUAACAUCUCGAAACACUCAGAUGGUUUGAGCUCUAUCUCACCUUAUUUGAAAGAGGAGAGCUAUUGAGGACCUGUGAGCAAUCCAACAGCUUCUGAAAAAUCUUCAUGCUAAAGGAUAAUCCUGAGCUCCCUGGAGAAGAACAUAGUGAAUGUUAAUCCAGAGGAGCCGUUGGAGAAUCGUGCUCACGGGGAGAUGAUUCCUCAUGAAGUCACUGGAUCCCUUGCAGAAAUCAAAUGUGACUUUCCAUUUAUCAGACUGAAAUCAGAGCCAGCCAGACAGUGAAGCAAGCACAGUGGAGGGGGGACGGCGAAAGAUGAAAUCCAACCAAGAGCGGAGCAAUGAAUGCCUGCCGCCCAAGAAGCGAGAGAUCCCCGCCACCAGCCUGCCUUCGGAGGUGAAGCCGGUCCUGCCGAAUGACAACCACCGCACGGACAACCUAGCAUGGCUCCCCGGCAGUCAGAGCAGCCUCGGGGGCAGGCACAGGCCCGGGGGAACGUCGGCGGAGGUGGGCUUGCAGCAGGGCCUGCACAAGCCGCCGCCGGCGGGGCUGGACUAUUCCCCACCGAGCGCGCCCAGGUCGGUGCCGGCCCCCACCACGCUCCCCACCGUGUACUCGUCCGCACUCUCCCAGUCCGGGACCCCCGUCUCCCCUGUGCAGUACACGCACCUGCAGCACACGUUCCAGUUUGUCGGGCCCCAGUACAGCGGACCAUAUGCAGGGUUCAUCCCCUCGCAGCUGAUCUCUCCAACCGCCAAUUCGGCAACCGGCGCCGUGGCGGCGGCCUCAGCUGUUGCGACCACUCCAUCCCAGCGCUCCCAGCUGGAGGCUUAUUCCACGUUGCUGGCCAGCAUGAGCGGCUUAAGCCAGCAGGGGCACAAAGUCGAGCCGCACCUGGUUAGAACGCCUGGACUGAUCGCUGCAGGGUCUCCUCCACCUGCCCAGCAGAACCAGUACGUCCACAUCUCCAGCUCUCCCCAGAGCGCGGUCAGAAACGUCUCUCCUCCAACCAUCCCGGUCCCCCUGCAUCCCCACCAGACGGUGAUCCCCCACACACUCACCCUUGGCCCCUCCUCCCAGGUUGUGGUGCAGUACAGUGAUGCCUCGCACUUUGUCACAAGGGAUGCCCCCAAGAAGCCCGAGAGCGGCCGGCUGCAGGCCAUGCAGGCCAAGGAGGUGCUGAACGGCGAGAUAGAGAAGAGCCGGAGGUACGGCAUUUCGCCCUCUGCCGACAUGGGUCUGGUCAAAGCAGGCAAUAAACCAGCUCCCCACCAUUACGAGACCAGGCACGUGGUGGUGCACUCGGGUCCUGCCGACUACGGUGCCCGGGAGUCCUCAGGGGUCCGAGCCUCCGUCAUGGUGGUCCCCAACAGCAGCACACCAACCGCGGACUUGGAGGUGCAGCAGGCCACCAACCGAGAGAACUCUCCCUCAGCCCUCAACGACAAGGGAAGCUUGCACUUAGGAAAGCCAACCCACCGCUCUUAUGCUUUGUCCCCGCAGCAGGCCCUGGGCCACGAGGGGGUGAAGGCCGUGGCCACGCUGUCCCCCCACACCGUCAUCCAGACGACCCACAGCGCCUCUGAGCAGCUCCCGGUGGGGCUGCCGGCCACAGCCUUCUACGCCGGGACCCAGCCGCCGGUGAUCGGCUACCUGAGCAGCCAGCAGCAAGCGCUGGGGUACCCUGGGGGGCUGCCCCAGCACCUGGUGAUCCCUGGCACGCAGCCCCUGCUCAUACCGGUCGGCAGCGCCGACGUCGAGCCGUCGGGCGUCGCGCCGGCCAUUGUCACCUCGUCUCCCCAGUUCGCAGCAGUGCCUCACACUUUUGUCACCACCGCUGUCCCCAAGAGCGAGGCUUUCAGCGCCGAGCCCCACACCACCCAGCCCGCCUACCAGGCCACCAUGGUGCAGGCGCAGAUCCACCUCCCUGUGGUGCAGUCCAUCGCGUCCCCCGCUGCGGCCCCCCCCACGCUGCCCCCUUACUUCAUGAAGGGGUCAAUCAUCCAGCUGGCCAACGGGGAGCUGAAGAAAGUAGAGGACUUAAAAACAGAAGACUUCAUACAGAGCGCGGAAAUUAGCAAUGACCUGAAAAUAGACUCCAGCACUGUGGAGAGGAUUGAAGAGAGCCAUAACCCAGGCAUUGCUGUGAUACAGUUUGCGGUUGGAGAGCAUCGAGCACAGGUCAGCGUGGAGGUCUUGGUAGAAUACCCUUUUUUUGUAUUUGGACAAGGCUGGUCAUCCUGCUGCCCCGAGAGAACCAGCCAGCUCUUUGAUUUGCCAUGCUCCAAACUCUCAGUGGGGGACGUCUGCAUAUCGCUUACGCUCAAGAACCUGAAGAAUGGCUCUAUUAAAAAGGGCCAGCCCGUGGACUCAGCUAGCAUCUUGCUGAAGCAUUCAAAGAAUGACAGUCUAGCUGGAAGUAGACACAGGUAUGCGGAGCAGGAAAAUGGGAUUAAUCAGGGAAGUGCACAGAUGUUAGCUGAGAACGGUGAACUGAAGUUUCCGGACAAAAUAGGAUUGCCUGCAGCACCUUUGCUCACCAAAACAGAACCCAGCAAGCCCCCGGCAACAAGGAAGAGAAGGUGGUCAGCCCCCGAAUCACGGAAACUAGAGAAAUCAGAAGAGGAGCCACCUUUGACUCUUCCCAAGCCUUCUUUUAUUCCUCAGGAGGUUAAGAUUUGCAUUGAAGGUCGAUCCAAUGUAGGAAAGUAAAUGUUGUUUGGGGAAAGGAAAUUAGGCUAUCCCUUGUCAUUUUUAUCCAGAUUACUGUACUGUAGACUAAAUAACCCAGUAUUUACAUGUUAUCAUCUUAUUUUAGGUUUAUGUUAUAACCUUGUUGUUAUAGUUGCAGCUGGUAUUAUGCAGGAGACUGGUGCAUAUGUUUUUCCACAAGUGUUUGUCAGUGACUAGGUUUCCUGAGAGCUACAGAAGGGGCAGUAUCUGCUUCACACACCCUUAGUGGAAAUGAAUGUGUUGUCAUGGCUCCUGUUUUCUAACACCUCGUGUAGGACAGGGUCCAGCUGUGAUUCUGUUGGGGUUUUUUUUGUUGUUGUUUUUUGUUUUUGUUUUUUUGUUUUUUUUUUCCCUUGUUUUGGUUCCUGUUCCAGUUUUUUUGGGGGGGAGGUGCAGAGAAGGGAACUGUAGCAGAGGCGUGUGUCACGCGUGGUGUGCGUGCUCAGCCUGAGGCAGCCCUGCAGCAGUGGGGGCUCAUUGAGGAGGUUGUUCUCACCCCGGGUGAAUGUGGAGGACACAGCCCCACAGAUGUUACCAAAAAGGAUCAGAUGCUCUCUGACCUUGUCAACAAUAAGCCAACUCUUACUCAAGAUUCAUAGUAUAUAUAUGUACACAUAUAUGUGCAUGUAUAUAUAUAUAUGUAUAUAUAUAUAUUUGUGUGUGUGUGUGUAUCUGUACAUAUAUAUUUCCCCCAUGGGGUCCGACUGCACUGAUUUUUACUCGCGAAGCAACUGCCACACCAACAUUUCCUUCUGCUUGCUCGUGCAGUUCGUUGCCAGAGGCCAUGCACACACACACACACACACACACACGGGGUGGCUGUUCUGCACCAUUCACCCUGCAGGGCUGCCUGGUGGCGUGGCUGUGUGUGAGUGUGCGCAGGUGUGUGUGGGUGCAGGGAGCCUCAGGCUGGGCGAUGUGCCCGGCUCAGGCUCGCUCCUGUUUCUGUGCAGUGUUAGACGCAUCGGUCAGGUUAUGCCAUGGACAUUUGCUUCCACGAGGGAGAUGCAUACUGCCCCUUUGAGAUCACAGGCACACGUCGUUUGCAGUUAGGUUGCAGAUCUCGGUCUUUAACUCUAUAGUACUGUUUUUGGUUCAUGAUUAUGGACAACCGGUGCCACUUUUUUCAAGUUUCAGUGUGACACAGGAACCCGAUGUUGAAGAGGAACGUAGAAUGUCUUUAAGCACUUAAAAUGCUGUUCACACUUUAUGGCUGAGCAUCCUGGUCUAACGCUCAGUGCGUACUGUAUCUCACUUUGAUCUGCUCGGAGGGCAGCAGCAGCAAACAAACGAAUCUCUUCAACACUGUAACUACACGCGACUCUGAAAAGUUUUCUCACAGGCAAGGCGCUGAAAGUUUCCAUGUGGUUUCAAAGGGAUGAAUGUGAAUUAUUGAACUAGUAUGUGACAGUCAUUGUCCACAAAGGACUACUUAAUAGGAGGCACUUUUUAAACUUUAAUGCUUGAGAAUGAGUUAAAGGCGUAUGCGAGCUGACAGAUAAUAAACAAAUAAGAGAGAGGAGAAAGGAAAGAGAAAAAAAAAAUCUUUGUCCAGUGUUUUUGAAAAAGAUGGACUUUAAAGAAUCUUGCAAUUUGCACAUCUUGAGUUUAUCAUUUGUGUGGUAUUCCUGCAGUUUUUACCUAAUAAUGUUGUGGGGUGGGGGGGAGGGUGUCUGAAAGAGCAUAAACAAAUGUAGCAAUGACUCACUAACCUGCCUGGCUCUAGGCCGUUUCAUAGGGUUUCGUUCCUUUCCCAGUCCAUUUUGGUCUCCGCCAUAUCUGCCACACAGAACCAGGUCCUACCGGGACAGCUCUGAGAAUUUGUCUUCAGACUUGCUGAGAGGUUUCCAUGAGAAACAUUUCUAUACGUAAGCAAGGCGUUUGUUUGUUGUUUUUUUUUUUUAUAAAAAAAACAAAAAAAAACAAGCCGAAUGUUAUUUUUCCUCUUACGAUCUUUUGUUCUUUUCAUUGCCUCAUUUCCCAUUCGGACGACUAGAUUCAGGAGUUUGGUACAGAAGGAGCUGCUCAGCUCCCCGUUAGGGCUGCACAGCCAGCCGCUCACACGAGAUGCUUGGCGCCUGGGGCCAACGGAGGGAGGACCCCACUGCUUCCUGCGGGGUCUGGCUUGGGCCCUGCAAGGUUGAGCAUUCACAUCAUUUCUUCAGUUGGUGAGUUCCCGCCUUCAGGUAGUUGUAAAGAAGCCGUACUGAUGGGGAGGAAAGGAAAUCAAAGUUCUGGAUAUUAGAAAUACAGUAUCUAAAGCAAACGAGCCUAUUUAAAAUCUCGUUUUCCCUCUCCCCUAAAAUGCAAUGCUUUUAUUUAAGAAAAGAAAGAUUAACCCCAAACCCGAGCUUUGACUCUGUUAUGUGUUACUUGAAAUUUAGCUCACACCAGAACUCAUUGUUUUUAUACCAUAUUCUGGGGUGCACCAAAAAGUUGAAAUAUGUUUAAAAUAGCUUGAAACUAUUCUUGAAUUUCCUUGAAUUUUAUUAACCUCUCAGCGGGCUACAAACAGCUGAGCGGGUUUCUUCUCACAGUCACGCAGCUUAGGUAGUGCUUCUUAGUAAUAUUUCUGCUCAGAGAAGUUGCUUAAUCUUCCAUAUACUCUGCUCAGGGCACUUGCAAUUUAUUGUUUCGUUUCGUUUCCUGUUUCGUUUUUGAGCUUCGAUGGUAAAGGAAUAGAAAGAAUUGCAGAUGUUACUUGGCAUCCGUACCACUAUUUCUGUCAUUCACACGUACUGGGAAAAAAUCUCCACGAGAACCACGCGCAUUCACGAUUGUGGUCGAUGAGGAAGCGGGGGGCUAUUGAACUGACUGGAUCUAUUCAACAAACACUAAAAAAAAAAACAGAAAACUAAUAAAAAAAAUGAAGUUUGGAGCAAUAGGAAUGUAUUAGUUCUGUGCUUGUGUUUCAGACUGAGGAAUUCUGAAAUAACUGGUUCUUUCCAAACAGCUGUCCCUUUCCGUGCUUUGGCUUUUGUAGGAUGUGCAAUACUUUACGUGCCAACGUAGACUCACCUGUGUGGUGUUAGCUAGGUCUCAUACCCUCUUCUGGUUUCCCCUUUCUGUUCUCUUGGAAUAGUUCCUUCCUUCCUUCCUUCUUUUCCUGCUAAUAACUCCCUCCCCCUAGAAAGCAGCGAAUCGAGGGCCGGGUGUCCCUGCACCCAGGGCUCAGCGACCCCUUUUGUGUUCAGUGUGCGUGGAGUGAAUCACGGGCCUGCCGCAGCCCCGUGUGUUUGAAAUGCAUGCCUCUGGCCUCCGCAGUGUAACGGGAAAAAAAAAAAAGAUCCAGGAAGAAAAGCUGAACCCAAGCUCACCCCACAACCACCGAGAGAGGAGUUUGGGGGUUGUUA